AUGUUUUAUAUAUUAAGAGAUGAAAUUGGCCUGAUCCCAUGUCCUGAAGCAAGAUAUAACCGGAGUCCCAUAGUCCUGGUUGAAAAUAAACUCGGUGUGGAGAGUUGGUGUGUCAAGUUCCUUUUACCCUACGUCCACAACAAGCUCCUUUUAUACAGAACAAGAAAGCAGUGGCUGAACAAAGACGAAUUGAUAGAUGUCACGUGCACCCUGCUCCUUCUAAACCCAGACUUUACCACUGCAUGGAACGUGAGGAAAGAGCUGAUCCUCUCUGGCACUUUAAAUCCAAUUAAGGACUUAUAUCUGGGAAAACUGGCCUUAACUAAGUUUCCAAAGAGUCCAGAAACAUGGAUUCAUAGGCGAUGGGUGCUACAACAACUGAUUCAAGAAAGUUCCUUACCUUCCUUUGUGGCCAAAGGAAACUUGGGAACAAUACCUGCAGAGAGGACUCAGCGACUCAUACAAGAAGAGAUGGAAGUGUGUGGCGAAGCAGCAGGGAGAUACCCGAGCAACUAUAAUGCCUGGUCCCAUCGCAUCUGGGUUUUACAACACCUGGCCAAGCUAGACGUCAAGAUCCUUCUUGAUGAACUGUCUUCUACUAAACAUUGGGCAUCCGUACAUGUUUCAGACCACAGUGGAUUUCACUACCGCCAGUUUUUACUCAAGUCUUUGAUUAGCCAAACUGUGACAGAUACUUCUGUAUUAGAGCAAAACUCUUUGAGAAGUGAAGCUACUCUAGUUCUUCCAAAAGAUGAAGAAGCGACAGCUUCAGCAGAAGAAUCAAGGAUCAAUCUACCCCAGCUUCUAGAAGAAGAAGUUGAAUUCACCACAGAUCUUAUUGACUCCUACCCAGGGCAUGAAACUCUUUGGUGUCAUAGGCGGCAUGCUUUCUACCUUCAACAUCAUUUAAAUGGUAGGCUUCCUGGCAGCAUGACCCAGCUGUCACCUGCAGAUAGCCCCGGAAGAGCUUUGUAUGAUUUGCACCUCAUCCCAGCAGGUCCCCAGCUAUCUCAGGCAAUGGAAGUAGAUGGACUGAAUGACUCUAGCAAGCAAGGCUAUUCCCAGGAAACCAAGCGCCUGAAGCGAACCCCAGCUCCAGACUCCCUAGGCCUAGAAAUGGAGCACAGGUUCAUUGAUCAAGUGUUAUCCACCUGUCGGAACGUCGAGCAAGCCAGGUAUGCCAAUGCAUACAGGAAAUGGCUGGUCACAUUGAGUCAAUGAAAGAAUUGGGGUGAUCCAUAGAGUUCCCCUUUUAGUGCAAUACUGCUUUCUUACUGACAUAGUUGCACCAACUUUUUGCUCUUCCUAGGUAACUGUGUGCUCCUCAUCUGUAAGUUAAAAGUCCAUAGUAACUAUUUAUUUUAAAAAUACAUUCCUUUGGGGAUAAAGUAAUAAUUGUCUAGUUCCAUCCUGCUAAACAGUAAGUCUUAUUUUUUUUUCAAUUUCUUACACUCUAUUUCUAUGUUGGGCUUCUCAUUUGGACCUUCUAAUGAGUUUAUAUGUAUACCUUUACCUACUUCAGUUCAGUUGGUGCAUAGCCAAAUUUUUUUAAUUAAAAUUUUACAUUGUAGUUCA
This is a messenger RNA of Dipodomys ordii (Ord's kangaroo rat), 1575 nucleotides long. It is a transcript of the gene Ptar1, whose product is annotated as protein prenyltransferase alpha subunit repeat containing 1. Gene Ontology annotation, cellular component: cytoplasm. The transcript has 6 exons. The coding region runs from base 1 to 1221 and encodes 406 amino acids. Gene Ontology annotation, biological process: protein prenylation. Lineage: Eukaryota; Metazoa; Chordata; Mammalia; Rodentia; Heteromyidae. The record is from RefSeq and is a predicted model, not a curated record. Gene Ontology annotation, molecular function: protein prenyltransferase activity.